Molecule: messenger RNA, 1839 nt
Organism: Heterostelium album PN500
Lineage: Eukaryota; Evosea; Eumycetozoa; Acytosteliales; Acytosteliaceae
Exons: 1
Coding region: 1-1839 (612 amino acids)
Source: RefSeq, a predicted model, not a curated record
AUGUCUAGCACAAAUAAUAAUGUUAUUAUGUCAGUGCUUACAAAUAAGGUUCUGCUAAGACAUAUGUUCUCUUUGAUCAGAGAGGAAUAUGGUAAUCAUUGUCCUGCGAAUAUGAGUGAUUGCUAUUACUACGCUGAACAUCUCUACAAACAUCUUUUAGAUUCAUUAGUAAUCAUGGAUAAAGGAUGGUACAGUUUGAUGGCUGACAGAAUCAAAAGUGGAGAUUCCUUGGAUUUUUCUCAUAGAGCAGCUGUUGAACUAUGUAAUAGAGUUACGGAUACCGAGAUCUUUACAACCGUUUACAGUGACAAGCAAAUAUAUUUCACGGAUCCAGAGUGUCUAAAGACAGCAAUCACCAAAGGAAAUAUCAUUGCAGUCCGUAUCCUUCUCGACCAACACGAUCCAGUCAAUCUUUUCAGUAACUUCACUGUCGACCUGCUGAUUCAAUUUGCAUUGACUGCCUCACAAUAUCAUAUGGUUGAAUUCCUCAUCGAUAGGUUUUCCACUCACGAACAGCAUGCAACUUCCCAAAAUAUAUUUGAUGAGUAUGUCAAGAAAUUGGAAAUUAAUACUAUCAGAUGGAUAGGCAGAAAUUUACAAACAGUACCAUGUCCAGAGAAAGUUCUCCAAACAUACAAACAUUAUUUGGGGAAUGACAGGAUUAGGAAUUCAUUUGUUAUCUUUUAUUUUUCAGAUGUUUUCUAUAAUGAAACCAAAACUCCUACUAAUCAAUGUCUUGGACCACUCUAUUCUUAUUGCAAAGUCAAUGGAUUGGUUGAAGAUGUUCAACAAUUCAAAAGCCAAUGUGAUCAACUACUUCAACAAUCAAUCGAUAACAGUGUUAGUAUCAUAAACAACUUUAUCAACUCGAAUGGAUAUCAUUUUCUUUUGGACAUUGAAAUCAAUCCAUAUAUCGAAUCAUUUCGAGAAACAAUUCAAUUGGUGAUGCUAUUCAAACUGAUCAAUGAUGGUGUGUUACCAGAUUACUUUAAAAAGAAUAUGAUCCAAAAUAUAUUUAAACGAACGACAACACAUCCAUUUAUUAUUCCAUUCUUGAUGGAUACACUGCUUGCCAAAGAAAGAGAUAGUACAAUUCAAUGUCUUUGCAAAAUUGCAGAUUCAUUCGAUUCCGUCAUUGUUGCACAUUAUUACAAACUGCCAGCAGAAAAGCAACCACCAAGUUUGAAACAACUCUUUGAUUCCUAUUGGUAUAGAGCAAUGAAAUGUGCUGCAUGGAAAGGUGAUCUAUUUACUCUAAAGAAGUUAUUGGAUCAUCAUAAAAAAAGAGUAGAGCUCGCCGUCUGGGAUGAACUCAUUGAUUUGGCAAUCUGUAGAGAGAAUCUCAAUGUUUUAGAGUUUAUAGUUGUUAAAGAAGCUGUCAAACCUAAUAAUGAGAAUUUUGAGAGUAUUGGAUACAUUGGUAGUCUUCCAUGUCUUCAAUUGUUACUUGAUAAGACACUUCAAGAUGGAGAUUUCAAAAAGAUGAUAAGAGCGGUACACGAGAUUGCUUGCGACCACGGUCAAACUAAAUUCAUCAGUGAUAUCUAUGAUCAAAUCCCAGAUUACAAUAGAGUCUAUUGGUCAAAUAUAAUUCAUUCUGGUAUUAUCGAUACUGCGUAUCUUCAAUUUGGAAUCCAUGAAUACGAUGACCAAGAGAUAUUGGAACUCAUCGAAAUUGCAAUCAGUAUGGGAAAAGUUGAAUUCUAUCAAUUCUUUGUGGAACAACUCCAAGAUACCUCGAUUUUAAAUCAGUUGUCACCAAACAAGAAACCCGAACAUCUUUCCCACAACUUAUAUCCAAUUUAUAUUUAUCGAUUACUUGAACCAAGAAAAAUAUAA